Molecule: messenger RNA, 2495 nt
Organism: Pundamilia nyererei
Lineage: Eukaryota; Metazoa; Chordata; Actinopteri; Cichliformes; Cichlidae
Gene: tfe3b
Product: transcription factor binding to IGHM enhancer 3b
Exons: 9
Coding region: 207-1580 (457 amino acids)
Biological process (GO): regulation of transcription by RNA polymerase II
Cellular component (GO): nucleus
Molecular function (GO): RNA polymerase II cis-regulatory region sequence-specific DNA binding; protein dimerization activity; DNA-binding transcription factor activity, RNA polymerase II-specific
Source: RefSeq, a predicted model, not a curated record
AUGACGUAAGGCCGUCGGCCUGAGGUAAACAACGGUAGAGCGGAGGCUAGUGACUAUCAAGUUAGUUUUCACGGAUCUGAAGAAAUGGCAAAGAAAGCGAAGGACUCAGUGGAUGUGUGGCUGUAACUCCUCUUACACUAAUCAGAUAGUACGUAUCUUUAAUCUGAAAUAAGGUCCAUCCCUAGAUCCCUGGAUCCGUCUCAGCCAUGUCGUCACGUGUGUUGCUGCGGCAGCAGCUGAUGCGGGAACAAGCCCAGGAGCAGGAGAGACGCGAGGCUCUUGCUCAGCAACAACAGGCAUCUGCCUCUCAGCUUCGGGCCACCAACUCGACUCCAGCUAUCUCUGUCACUCUGCCACCUAAUGCUGCCCGGCCCCCUCCAGCACAGGUGCCCGUGGAGGUGCUGAAAGUGCAGACCCAUUUGGAGAACCCCACCAAGUACCACAUCCAGCAGGCACAGAGGCAGCAGGUGAAGCAGUACCUCUCCACCACUCUGGGAAACAAGGCGAUUCCUCAGACCUUGUCUCUGUCCCCCGCCCCCCAGUCCAGUUCUGCCCCAGAAGUGGCCCCUACUGCCAGCAGCGCCCCUAAUAGUCCUAUGGCGCUGCUCAACAUCGGCUCCAACAAGGAAGAAAUUGACGAUGUGAUCGAUGACAUUAUUAGCCUUGAAUCCAGUUUUAAUGACGACAUCAUUACGUUGAUAGACUCAGGUCUUCAGCUGCCUAGCACGCUCCCAGGAAACCUCUUGGAUGUGUACCAUAGCCCGGGAAUGGCAGCGCCUACUCUUACUGUCAGCAACUCCUGCCCUGCUGAUCUUCCAAAAAUUAAAAGGGAAAUUACUGAUUCAGAUGCCAAAGCAAUAAUGAAAGAAAGGCAGAAGAAAGACAAUCAUAACCUCAUUGAGAGGAGGCGUCGAUUCAACAUCAAUGACCGCAUAAAGGAGUUGGGCGCUUUGAUACCGAAGUCAUCAGACCCAGAGAUGCGCUGGAAUAAAGGUACCAUUCUCAAGGCUUCUGUAGACUACAUCAGGAAAUUGCAGAAGGAGCAGCAGAGAGCCAAGGAUGUUGAGAUGAGGCAGAAGAAGCUGGAGCAAGCCAACCACUCCUUAAUGUUACGCAUCCAGGAACUGGAAAUGCAGGCACGGCUUCACGGACUCUCAAACUCCAACAGCGUCUCUGCUCUGAGCUCCGACCCUUCUCUGCUCCAGCAGCAGUCCACAGUUCCACAGAGCAGCCAGUCUCUGGCUCCCAACACAGGAGGAGCCUCCAACCAGAACCUCCUCGGUCCGGCAGCAAUUGGACAACCUUUGCCUGCCUCCUUCCUGUCCCCACCCUCCUCAGACUCUCCCGCCGGACUCACCAUAAGUAGUCCGCUGGACCUGGGCAGCCUGAGCUUCGCUGAGCUCGAUGACCCCCCGGCCUCCGCCCUCUACUCCGAUAUGGGUUUGGGAGACAUACUUAUGGAUGACGGGUGCACUCUGUCUCCAGAGAGGAUUGGCGAGCCACUGUUUUCUCCUUUGUCACCGGGUGCCUCUAAAACCAGCAGUCGCAGGAGCAGCCUUGAGAUGGACGAGGACUUGUGAUGAUUUGCGUGUGGUCAGAGACUCAGUAGGGACAAGAAUGUCAGGAAGUGCAGUUUAUCCUUAAACAACUAUGGCCUAUUUAUAGAACUGCACAACUGAACUUUAAAAAGUCAAAUUUAACUAUAAUUAUGAACAAAACUAACACCAGAAGACAGCAAAUUUUAAUUUUUCUUUGUUUGUUUGUUUGUUUUUUGCUACACAAAUUCAUUAUAAUUGUUCCUGUUUGGAGCCAGUCAGACAUCAGAUGAUUAUGUCUGAGUUUCUGAAUGCAAUCUUAGUAUAAAAUGCAAUAUUGUACAAUAGGGGCAUGGACCUAGCAUUAAGAAAUGAUACAUUCUUAAAUAGUUGUUAAGAUUUCUUCAGAGAUUUUAAGAGGGAUAUAAGGUUUGCUUGAAUUUAUUAUAUGCAUAUUUGUAGGGAAGAAAGCUGUGAGGUUUCUUUUUCGUGACAGGACAUGUUUGGCACAACUAACUUGUCAAGAAAUGCCAAUAUAUAGCAUAUAUUUCAUGCGUGUGUGUUUUUGUUUUUUGUUUUUCUUCAGACUGACUGGAAUCAGGGUUUGUUAAAAGCAGUUGCAUACUCAUGCGUGUUGGGUUGUAUCACCAGCAACUACAGAAGGGAUCUCUGUAAAAAAGUGAAUUGGCACAUUGUGUAGUAGUUACAGCACAUUGUAAAUAAGAGUCUUUUAUUUUGAGCAAGUUCUUUGCACCUUAUUUUAUGGCAGUCUAUGCAUUUUAAGAAAGCUUGUGUCUGUUUUUAUUACUACUACAUACAGCGGACAACUAAGGCCCAGGUCGCAUGUAUUUGUAAUAAAACCUUAAAGGCGGUGAAAAAACGUCACAUGCUGCUGCAGCUAGUUAGCCAAAGCAGGAUUUCUUCCAGAGUAGCUACAAAUUACAAAUCAGCAUUUUUACA